Petromyzon marinus (sea lamprey) is the source of this 1790-nucleotide messenger RNA. It is a transcript of the gene BSND, whose product is annotated as barttin CLCNK type accessory subunit beta. NCBI's taxonomy places the organism in Eukaryota, Metazoa, Chordata, Hyperoartia, Petromyzontiformes, Petromyzontidae. The record is from RefSeq and is a predicted model, not a curated record. Gene Ontology annotation, biological process: chloride transport. Gene Ontology annotation, cellular component: basolateral plasma membrane. Gene Ontology annotation, molecular function: chloride channel regulator activity.
GAGAGAGAGAGAGACAAGGAGAGUUAGAUUAAGGAAGACAAAGACACAGAGACACACAGACACCAGGAGAGAGAGAGAGACAGUGAGAGACAAGGAGGAGAGUUAGAUUAAGGAAGACAAAGCCACAGAGACACACAGACACCAGGAGAGAGAGAGAGACAGUGAAGACAAGGAGGAGAGUUAGAUUAAGGAAGACAAAGACACAAAGACACAAAGACGCACAGACCAGGAGAGAGAGACAGUGAAGACAGACGCAGCAACACAGAGAGACACCGAAGGCCAAAGGGUCCGAGAGAGAGACCCGGGACAGACAGAAAAGACACAGAGGCAAGAGACAGGGAGAGGACAGGAGCGAGACAGAAUAGACACAGAGGCAAGAGACAGGGAGAGGACAGGAGCGAGACAGAAUAGACACAGAGUCAGGGGACAAGCUUGGGAGAGUGGGGGGGGGGGGAGAAGGGCUCGCGUCUCGAGACAAUAAUCUCGUGGGAAAGUCUGAACGGUGGACAAGGUGGGACAACGUGGGACAAGGUGGGAUAAGGUGGGACAAGCUGUUGACAAGGUGGGGAGAGUUCUCAGGUGGAGAGAGUCACUCGCCCAAGCAGAGGCCCACACUACUCCCACUCGCGAGGACAACUUUCUGACGAGGACAAUCCCCCCGGCAAGGGACACCCACAGUCUCCCGUCGAGGACACUCCGAUUGCUCUGCUGGCAAGGGAGUUGCGUCUGGCGGUGAGGGCAUCGUCCUGCUGGCGAGGAGCAGGGAGGAAGUUGUCAGGAUGGUGAUGGUGGUGGUGAAUAACCCUCCUCAAGGCCCCGUGAGAGAGGCCACGCUCCGCUACGGCCUCGUGUCCGUGGGCCUCUUCCUCGCUGCCCUCGGUGCGCUGCUGUCGGGGGGCGAGUGGCCGCACGUGUACGGGACGUUCUGCGCCCUGGGGGCGCUACUGACGGCGGCGGGAGUCGCGUGGAGUCUCUGCCAGUGCUAUCCCAAGGUGGUCUUCAACCCCAUUCAUGAAUCCGACUCGCUGCCGUUUCUGCUCGACCCCGGGACAAAACCUCGCACGUUGCCCCUCGCAUGUCUGGAGGGUUCGACGAACGACAGGGGGCAGACCUCGCCCACCUUCUGCUCCUCAUCCUGGAGCACCCCCCCCAACCUGACAAUUGGAACCCCUCCACCUGCCCCCCGCGGGCCCCCCACUUCGGCCCCCAGCGGCAAGGGGGCCCGGGGCGAGGUGGAAGAGGUGGUGGAGGAGGAGGUGGGGGAGGAGGUGACCGGAUGCUCGGUCCAGGUGCACAGCGACGAUGCCCAGCCUGACCCGGCCAGCCCUGCGAAGCCCCCCCGCUACGAGGAGGUGUUGGGGGGCUCUGUGGAGACGGCCCCCCACUGUCCUCUCUGCCGGGCAGAGUCGAUGGAGGGGAAGGAGGCGCGGGAUGAGGUGGAGGAGGAUGAUGAUGAGGAGGAGGAGGAGGAGGUGCGUUGCUACGAAGAGGCGGCGGACUUCGGGGCCUCGCUACGGGAGGCGGACAACCUCGCGAGGGAGAUCGACUCGGAGAUAGACAGGGAGGUACAUACGGAGAGAGACACCGUAAGCCUCAUCUCUGAGACCACGUAGGCUCCCGUGGGAGCUCACUCUCAGCGCAAGACCCAAGAGUCCCAACGCUAGCGUUCGAGCGCCAGAUGUUUAGUCCGCUGUCAUUUCAUUUACAAUUUAAAACGCAUUCCUGCGGAGGGAGCUGGUAGUAGGAACGUUGGGUUGCUCGGUCAAUGGCCAGGGUCAACGGGCGGCACC